Messenger RNA from Bipolaris victoriae FI3, 663 nucleotides. RefSeq lists its product as hypothetical. Gene Ontology annotation, cellular component: nucleus. Gene Ontology annotation, biological process: transcription by RNA polymerase II. Bases 1 to 663 code for a protein of 220 amino acids. The record is from RefSeq and is a predicted model, not a curated record. Lineage: Eukaryota; Fungi; Ascomycota; Dothideomycetes; Pleosporales; Pleosporaceae. Gene Ontology annotation, molecular function: transcription coactivator activity. The transcript is spliced from 2 exons.
AUGGCAAAAAAGGGCGGCGCCGGCGCCGGCGAGAACUCGAAGAAGGCACAAGGCCAGGCUCGCAAGGCAGAGGCUGCGGCAUCAAAACAGGCAGCAAAGAACCAACAGGCGGAGAAGGAAGAAGCAGAGGAAUGGAAGAAGGGUGCAAAGUCCAAUGCGAAGGCCGAGGCUGCGGCAGAAAAGGCCGCAGAGGCAGCACGUAAAAAGGCGGAGAAGGAGGCAUUGCUGCGUGAAGAAGAGGCAUCACUGCCAUCGAAACCCAAAGGAAAGGCACCGAAAGCCGAGAAGAAACCCCGCGGCAUCGACGCAGCCCUGGGCUCCCUUGACGGAAAGCCAUCCGCCCUCAAUGCCAGUGGUAUCGACAAUGCGCUCGAUGCUCUGGAUAUCACGGGCAAUACACAAGAAAAAAUUGACCGGCACCCCGAGAGGCGAUUCAAGGCUGCAUUGGCCGCAUAUGAGGAAGACAGACUUGCCGAGAUGAAGGACGACAAGAGCUUGCGGCGACAACAGAAGAUUGAGAUAAUACGAAAAGAGUUCGAAAAGCAUCCGGACAACCCGUUCAACCAGGUCACUGGAUCAUACAAUAUGACGAGGGAGGAGAGGGCUGCGAUACAAGAAGAGGAAAAGGCCAAGAAGGAAAAGAGAUUAGUAGGCGUAAACUAA